Messenger RNA from Oryza sativa Japonica Group (Japanese rice), 1023 nucleotides. RefSeq lists its product as uncharacterized. Lineage: Eukaryota; Viridiplantae; Streptophyta; Magnoliopsida; Poales; Poaceae. The record is from RefSeq and is a predicted model, not a curated record.
CUGAGCUCUAGCUAUAAACACGGAUAGGAGCAGCAACCCCAGCUUCUCGCAGCCACACCACCCAAGGCGCGAAGAAGGAAACGUAGUCAAUAAAGGCAGCCAUGUCGUCGUCUCGCUCCUGCAGCUCCAGCUUCGCGGUAGUGUCAGUGCUCCUCCUCAUGCUCGCCGUCGUCACGGCCAGCGCCGCCACCACGGCGGCGGAGGAGCCCGCGCACGAGGAGGCGACGCACAACGAGCGGAUCCUCCUGGCAGACUCCGACGCCGACACCGACACCGACGCCCACCAGCUGCUGCACAAUGUGGAGGAGGAGUUGGCCGCCGCCACCACCAUCGCGGCGGGCCAAGCUGCCGCGGCCGGCGUGAGGGUGGCGUCGGCGGCCGAGGAUCAGAAGAAGGACGGCGGCGGCGACGCGGGCGCCGCGGCGAUGCCGGUGGCGCUGGAGCGGCAGGAGGCGAAGACGAAGACGGCGGGCCGCCUCAUCGCGACGCAGGGGGACGACAAGAGCGGCGGCGGCGGCGGCAACGAGCACGGCAAGGAGGGAGGCGGCGGCGGCGGCAAGGAGGCGGAGAAGUCGAAGAGCUGCGUGACCAAGGAGGAGUGCCACAAGAAGAGGCUCAUGUGCGGCAAGACCUGCACCAUGUCGGCGCACACCAAGUGCUCCGCCAAGUGCUCCAAGUCCUGCAUCCCCACCUGCGGCUAGCUCGUUCUUGCCGCGAUUCGAUUCAUCCAUCGAAUCCUUCGGUUUCGUAGUAGCCUUGAUCAUGGUAAUUAGCUUGUUUUGCCUGCUUGGUAAAGAAGGGAAUAAGCAGGGGCAUGCUGCACUUGCAUGAGUGCCUCUCAUCUCAUAUAUGUCGUCGAAUUAAUUUGUUUAGGCCCAAUGUUUGUUGUUGUUCUAGUCUUCUUAAUUAUAUGGUGUUUUUGAUGUUGCAUGGUAGGUCCUUUGUCGUGUGAAAUGUGGUUACGAGUUUAAUGAGAUUGUAUGUUGGUUUGUUUGAUUUUGUGAAUGUGAGCAGAAUUAUUCA